CCAAACCAACAACUCCCAUCGCCCUCCCGGUCGUUUAUAAAACCGACCGAGCCGCUCCGCACCAGAAGUUGGGAGCACGGCCCACACGAACCAGCAAAGCAAACAACGAGGCCCUUUUCGCCCCUUGCCCCUCGGUUUCGCCGCCGCUCCCCGGUGAUCUCCGCGACCGUGACCCGCCGCCGCCGCAGAUCUCGCCGAGGAGACAGGGAUCGGUUCCGCCGCCCGGGUAACCGGACCUUAAACGAGGCCCUCCGCUCCCUGUCGAGUUCCCGAGUCACUACUCUUCCAGGGUUCGGCAUCCUUGGUUCCCCACAUGGCCAGUUCCACAACUCAGCAUGUGCUUUCGUCCAUCAAAUUGCUGCCCACAGGCUGCUUCCAUCAUGAUAGGAGAAAUAGCUGCGUGCUUUCUGUCUCAGUAGGGCGUCGCUGCCGCAGUGCCCGCAAUUUGGGUUUAGUUUGUGCUUCAAACACCCAAUCUUCAGUGAUUGAGCCGGUUCAGCUACCGGGGAGCCCUAAAAGUGGAGCAACUCCAAAGAAAUCAGGUGAAAGCGCACUCAUUCUGAUACGGCAUGGAGAAUCGUUGUGGAAUGAGAAGAACCUGUUUACUGGAUGUGUCGAUGUUCCCCUGACCCCUAAGGGUGUUGACGAGGCGAUUGAGGCGGGGAAAAGGAUAUGCAACAUCCCGGUUGAUGUAAUAUACACUUCGUCGCUGAUUCGGGCUCAGAUGACCGCUAUGCUUGCCAUGAUGCAGCAUCGCCGUAAGAAGGUUCCAAUCAUUGUGCACAAUGAGAGUGAACAAGCUCACAAGUGGAGUCAGAUAUACAGUGAAGAGACAAAGAAGCAGUCCAUUCCUGUCAUAACAGCUUGGCAGUUGAAUGAACGAAUGUAUGGUGAGCUUCAAGGUCUUAACAAGCAAGAAACCGCUGAUCGAUUUGGUAAAGAACAAGUUCAUGAAUGGCGUCGCAGUUAUGAUAUUCCUCCCCCAAAUGGAGAGAGCCUUGAGAUGUGUGCAGAGAGAGCAGUUGCUUAUUUCAAGGACCAAAUUAUUCCUAAACUUGUGGCUGGAAAGCAUGUAAUGAUUGCUGCCCAUGGGAAUUCACUUCGUUCGAUUAUAAUGCAUUUGGACAAGUUGACUUCUCAAGAGGUUAUCAGCCUUGAGUUGUCUACUGGCAUUCCUAUGCUGUAUAUAUUUAAGGAAGGGAAAUUUAUCAGGCGAGGAAGUCCCGCAGGACCUUCUGAAGCAGGUGUCUAUGCUUAUACCAAGAAUUUGGCUCAGUACAGACAGAAGCUUGAUGGCAUGUUUCAGUAGUCAUCUGUUAGGCUUUUCGUUUGCUUCUACUCAUCCGUCGAACAUACAUUUGGUCCCAAAAGAAGGGGUCAAGCUCCUACUGUUCAUCAUUUGGAAUCUUUGAGACCUACAAGUUUGUAGCAGCUCAUUUCUCUCUUCAGAAUCCUUCCAGCACCUGGUAGUAAAAUAGAUGAUAAUUUAGGCGAUGGGCUAUAGAUACAAAUGGGGAUAGAUUUUGAUGUCAGUUGUGUUAUCUCUUGGUGUUCCCCAUUCGCUGAGAUUGAAAUAUUUGUAAUGGCGCAGUAGUGAACACUAAUGGUGAACGGCAUGAAACGAAAUGGUGUUAUCGAAUGCUUGUUCCCCCAUUUCAUCA
Messenger RNA from Sorghum bicolor (sorghum), 1661 nucleotides. RefSeq names its product 2,3-bisphosphoglycerate-dependent phosphoglycerate mutase-like. The transcript has 9 exons. Lineage: Eukaryota; Viridiplantae; Streptophyta; Magnoliopsida; Poales; Poaceae. Gene Ontology annotation, biological process: glycolytic process. Gene Ontology annotation, molecular function: intramolecular phosphotransferase activity. Bases 314 to 1309 code for a protein of 331 amino acids. The record is from RefSeq and is a predicted model, not a curated record.